This is a messenger RNA of Poeciliopsis prolifica (blackstripe livebearer), 3762 nucleotides long. RefSeq names its product zinc finger BED domain-containing protein 4. Gene Ontology annotation, molecular function: protein dimerization activity. Lineage: Eukaryota; Metazoa; Chordata; Actinopteri; Cyprinodontiformes; Poeciliidae. Bases 364 to 2460 code for a protein of 698 amino acids. The record is from RefSeq and is a predicted model, not a curated record. The transcript has 5 exons.
UCCAUGAAGGUCUCUGCUCUGUCUCCGCUUCACUUGCGUCCGAGCGGCGGAUGGGAGCGCUGGAAGCACGGAUGUGGCCUCGCGGUUGUGUUAUUGAUGUUUCCAGACAUCCGCCGCUGCUGCUGCUUGUGUAGCUCGACCGUGGCCUAUUUUGGAUGCGCAAGCGACGGGAGCCCUUCCAGUUCGAUUAGCUUUGUGUCUGCGGAGCGAUCGUUUUCCUACGCGUGAUCCCGGGGGCGAAUGACUGGGAUGUAAACACGACGGCUUGCCUCCGCUCAUGAUCUGGGGCGAGGUGAGGCUGAUUUCCUCGGGACUCGGAUCGCCAGUUGAUUUCACUCUGGAGCAGAGCAGCUGUUCGCUCCAAUGGCGUCAGUUUCGAAAGUGUCUAUCCUGGAUUAUUUCAAUAUUGUGUUCGAGGGGGAGAAUGGUAAAAUCGAGUCCAACUGUAAGGCUUGUGGCACCAGAAUCCAGGCGAAACGGAGCGUUACGUCCAACUUCGUCACACAUCUGAAGCGUAAACACCCAGCUAUGUAUGAUGACUUUGUGAAAAGGAAGGAUAUGAAGAGAGAGGGUUAUUCCUCUGCUUGCCUGCACAGUUUCACAACCAAUGGAGGAAACCCCCGCUUCACACUCCCUGUAAGAACUGGAACAGGAGGAGGAGCCUUAGUAAGUGUUGGAGGAGUGGGCACCCUUGAGGGAGGAGGAGGCCCUGGAGCAGGCCCUGGGGUGACUAAGUUUGACAGACAUGACCCCCGUCAGGUUCUCAUCUCCGAGGCGAUAGCUAAGAUGAUCGUGCAAGACCUGCAGCCAGUGUCUGUUGUGGAAAAUCGGGGCUUCAGGGAGUUGCUGCAGCUCCUGGAGCCCCGUUACACUCCUGAGCCCCAGCACUACAUCCAGGGACAGCUUCUCCCUGCCUACGCUUACCAGGCUCAGCUGGCUACACGUCAGGCCGUAGCAUCUGCACACACCCUCAGUCUUAGCUUAGACCUGUGGAGGAGCCAAACUCAAACUGCUUCCGGGUACCUUGGUGUUACCUGCCAUUAUCUUGCAUCUGACUGGCAGAUACGUUCUGCUCUCCUGGCCUGCCUCCCACUGACUUGCAGUAGCUCGGCAAGCCGUGUGCUGGCAGAUUUUGACGAAGUGUGUCAUUCUCACGGCGUGUCAGGGAAAGCAUUUUGCGUCAUUGCGGACCCUUUUCCAGCGACGUCAACGGCGAGGCCAAGUUGUCUUCCUGGCUUCCUGCUUCCACCUGUUCUUACUAACGGCCAAGAUGAUGAUUCGACAGAUCAAGCGCUAGACAACGGAAACAACGCCGAGCAAUGGAUCAGUAACGGCCACAAGCGUGAUGGAGAGGAGGAAGACUGGGGGGAGUCAUGGGAGCAGGGUUUGGGCGUUUGUCGGGUAGACUGUUUCUCUCGCUCUCUGGAACAAUGUGUCAGGGAGGGGUUGCGCUCCUCCCCACAAAUUUCCUCUACUUUGACCAAGGUUGCACGUUUCUAUAACUACAUUACCUCUGCUGUGCCUCCUGAGAAACUCAUCCAGGUGUUUGAUGGGUGGUUGCCUGGGGGAACCCGAAACCUUCACGAUACUGCUACAGAUUGGGCUGCUCAACUCAAGAUCUUGCGGCGGCUUUUGGACUCAGUGGACUUCCUGGAGGAGGUGAGCGGUCCCGGGGAGGUAGCGUUGAGUAGCUCAGAAAGAGCCCUGCUGAGGGAACUCACUGACAUUUUGGAGCCCUUCACUGAGGCCUGGGACAUGGUGCACAGAGACGCACAGAGAGACACCCAGCUGGACAGACAUGUGUCCAUCAGUUUGGCUCUGCCUUGUGUUCUUGGUCUGCGUAAGCAUCUCUCUGAGACAUCAACUCCCCACUGCCCUGCCCUCCUGCUCGGUCUAAACCAGUCUCUGGAACGCCUUCUGGCUCCAAUCCUGGAAAACCCUUUGUACAUUACUGCAACCACCCUGGACCCCCAGUUUAAACUUACUUGGAGCAGCAACCCUGACUGGCACAAGCAAGUUCUCCUAGAGGAAUUAUCCAAACAUUCCACAGCCUCUCCCCCAGCCGACCUCAACACAGACAUUAGCCCUCAGUCCCAAACUCUUCCUACUCCGUCACCAUCUCCAGUCUCCUCAUUGUCUCGCCCCUGCAAAUUGUUCUCUUUUAUCAAGCAGAGACCUGCGACACAGGCCAAAAGCCUGGAACAGGAGUUAUCCGUCUACCUUCAUGAGGAGCCCACAGAUGAAGAGGCUUUGCAUUACUGGCGCCGUAAAACCAUUGACUUUCCUCUGCUAGCUCAAGUCGCCAAAAGAGCAUUUACCAUACCUGCUUGUGACACUGUGGUGGAGAAUAUCUUCUCUGCAGCCAGACGCCUCCUGUUGCCAGAGAGAGGCCACGUCCUACCGAAGAACUUGGAGACACUCAUCUACCUCAAAGCCAACUACAAAUUGUUGUGGACUUAAAGCUAUGAGUCAGCCAUAUUUUCUCUGAAGAGAAAAUAUGGGAAAAUAUAAAUUUUUGACCAAUUUCAGUUUUAGAAAUGUGACUUCUGCUUCACAGCAACAUAUGUUGCAGUGAACAACGUAGUAAAUUACACACUUGUUAUUUUGAGACUGAAAUAACCAGCUUCCUGUCUUAAGUAUGGUUUUAGAUGUGGAUAUUCUGCAUAUGGGUUUUGCCACUAUGAACUGUUGAAAUGUUUGAGAUCAGAUCAAGACUAAAAUACUCCUUCCGUCUGUCUUUAUUUUGCCUCUUCAGGGUCUGCGAAUGACCAUCCAGUUCCCAUUGUCUGGUUCCAACCUUCACUUAGUGAAUUAUCUGUUGUAUAUUUGCCUAUAGUCAGGAGAGGUCAACAUUUUAUUUGCUGUCCAAACAGUCAUGACAAAACAUAAGUUUACCCUGUGAUCUAAUAGCUUCUGCAACCAACUUUUGGAAUUAGGGAAAAAACUACAUUUCUCGGUUGUCUAUAAAAAUUUUUGACCAAUUGCUAACAUUGCUGUUGAUGAAUCCUGACCUACUCUUUGGCGUUUGUUGUCACGGUUGCGUGAUAAAAAUUGCGUCAUUUUGUUUUCAGGCUUAAGUCAUCCACCCCUUUCUGUCACAAUCUCCCUUGCAAACUUUUCGUCCCCACUCUGCAUCCAAAUCUGAUCGGUCGGUCACAUUUUAGUGGGUGUUUUUAAAUGGAAAACAACCCUAGCUACUCAACCUCCAGAAACCAGAUUUUCUGUCUGUGAAAUCUAAGAUAUAACUCUUGGACGUUGGUGAAAUUUGCAUUCUAUAGCUAGAAAGUGUCUUGAAUGCGUUCCAUAUGUGAAUGAUCUUUCUCAAUUUGGAAACGAUGGAUGUUAAUGUAUUUAUAAAUUGCCAGAUGACCUUUCUCAGAUUGAUGUGUAGAAACAAUUGCUUCUUUAAAGUUUUUGCAGUCUGCCAAAACUGCUUUUAUGCUGGCAAUAAACCUUGCUUAAAAUCAAAUACAUACUCUAGAUAAAUGCUUGUGAUUAAAUGAGUGCAGCUUCCCUUCUUAAAUCCUACCCAAGGAACAAGAAUAAAUGCAAUUUUCCCAAUAUUAUUGACAGUAGUAUAAGGCUUGUUUUCUCCAGGAAUGUAUGUAAAACUACUCUACUGGCUGCCGGUCAUUGCUUUAUUGUCAGCUGAGAAGGAUUGCAUUCACUGCAAAUCAAAACAUACAUCCCCUAAUUCUUUCCCUCAAUUACUGCAAACCUUAACACCAGGACAUGAGAAUAAAGGAAUUUCAGUUUAAAACA